UCAACACAAGUCGUCACAUUUCUUCUCCCUUCUUACCAUGAGAGACAAGGCGUCAGUAGCAUUGGUUACAUUUCUACUAGUAGCAUUUGCCACGGAGUUUAUGAUACGGGCCGAUAUUCUCAGUUGAAGCUUGGCGCUAGUUGGGUCUCUCGGCGGGAUCACACCUGUCAGCUUGGACAGGAAUGCCGCUAGCGCAUCCUCUGUGAGACACUCACUUCGGCCUGCUACGUCGGCAAGCUCUUCCAGCUCUUGAGCGACCAUAGCUUGACCUCCUUGGCUGUCUUGUGGAGAGCCGAGAAGGUCGUCUAGCCGAGAUUGAAGGUCUUCAAGGUCUGGGGGACAUUUCGGAGCCUCCGUCGCGACAGAAUCGGGGAGGACCGACGAUUCUAUCGACCCCGUGUUGAGCAGCGACCCGGAGACGAUUAGUGUAGUAUUCGGGCAGAGAGGGUCGUUGUCGGUCUUCGCACAGUGUCCGAGCAUUGAUGGAAGCCCGUCACUGUCAUGCUCAGUGCACGAGAGAUAGCACGUGCUGUUCAGCGCAUCAGUGACCAUUGCCAGAAUCAAAUACUCCCCUUCAGCGAGAUGAAGCCGCAGAGAUGGCUCGUGACUCCUGUAGGAUUUCAUUUUGAUCGGCUUUGUCCUCGCCGGGUUUGUAAGAAAGACGCUGUAUGUCUCCUUGCCGAUCUCCUUUGCAGCUGGGGCAAUCUCCCAGCCAUAUUGUUCGAUGUGGACUUGCCCGUCGCGCAUAAAAGCCUGCACCUCUCCAGCCACCGGGAAUAGCGUUGCUCGUAUGUUAGUGGUCCAGUGUUUAGUCUGCACAUGAUAGACCCAGCCGGGCUGUAGCUGCCCCGCAGGGAUGGUUCCAUUAGGAAAAGAGAUCUGCUCUGUGAAGACCUGCACUGCUUGUUGACGCUUGUAGGACACGAGAGGGGUCAGAGUGAUGCGAGACUUCGUGUCAAGAUAAACCGCUGAAUGAGAUGACACCGGCCUCUCGAUGGAGCGGUCGAUUUUGUGAAACACUGGUUGGACGCCGUCCAUAAUCUUGAUUGCGCCAGCAAUGACACUCCCUUUGCUAAGGUCUUGAAAUGCCUCAACAGCAAUAACGUAGAUACCGUCUUUUGGACCGCUGAGCGUGUAGGUGUCCCGCAUGUCCAU
This is a messenger RNA of Vitrella brassicaformis, 1155 nucleotides long. The record is from the annotation of a GenBank genome assembly. Lineage: Eukaryota; Vitrellaceae.